AUGAUCAUUAUAAUCAUGUUUAUGAUUGUGAUUACGACCAUGGCAGUUGUGAUUAUGAUUGCGGUGAUUAUGAUGAUUAUUAUUGUGGUUACGAUCAUGGUUAUUACGAUUGUGAUUAUGAUGGCUGACUAUGAUUACGAUAUGAUUAUGUUGAUCGUGAUUAUGAUGAUUACAAUUAUCAUGAUCAUGAUUAUGAUGAAUGCGAUUAUGGUGACUGCGACUAUGAUUAUGAUGAUUACGAUUAUGAUGCCCAUGACUAUGAUUACGAUGAUUAUGGUUGUGAUUGCGAUUAUGAUGAUUGUAAUUACAGUUAUGAUUAUGAUGACCACGAUUAUAUCUAUGAUUAUGACCAUCAUGACUGAUUACGAUGACUACGAUUGUGAUCACGAUUAUGAUUAUGGUGAUAAUGAUUAUAAUUACGACUAUGAUUAUGAUAAUUGCGAUUGUGAUUAUGAUUGCGAUUACGACUACGAUGAUUAUGAUCACGAUUAUGAUGAUCAUUACGAUCAUGAUUGUGAUAACGGUCCUGAUUACGGUUACGAUUACGAUUAUGACUACGAGUAUGAUUAG
Gongylonema pulchrum is the source of this 570-nucleotide messenger RNA. The record is from the annotation of a GenBank genome assembly. Lineage: Eukaryota; Metazoa; Nematoda; Chromadorea; Rhabditida; Gongylonematidae.